AUGGUAAGUAGACAAAAAAGUCGACAUUGGGCUGGAGGAUUACCUGAAUUUAUUAAUGACAUUCUAAUAGAUGGACAAGUUUCAAGGUCCGAAUGUCAAUCUUAUCUCGGUCCAUCUAUGUUUGAUCUCACUACGAAAUCAUACAUAGUAAACUUCUCAGCACGUGACUUUAUCUUCCCGGAACCGGCAAGUCAUCAUUAUGAUAAAACGGUAAUUCGCCGGAUAAAUUUUCAAAUCGUUUUAAAAGAUCAGUUUUAUCCACCCGGCGGAGAUGCUCAAAUGUCUGCACACUUAUUUGAUGCAGAAUCACAAGCUGUUUCACCAAACGGAUUGAAAUAUUCAGAGGCCGAAAUCAACUCUACAGUCUAUUCUAACUUCUACACUCUUGGGAAGAGCCAGCACAACGUUUUCAAGAUUGAACGCACUAUCCGUAAGUUUAUAAUCCCAAGUCUACAGAAUGUUCUCAUUGGAAGACCUAAUUUUGUAACCUUACCUAUGCUAAGUAGUACAUACGCCUCAUUUCCGCUCGUUGGUGUUAGUAACAAUAUAUACGCACGUGCUUCUGUCGAACCUUCCUCCUAUAUAGUUAAUACAGAAAUAGAAAAGUCUGAUUUAACUUUACUCGAUGUAUUAAGUGCCUUAGGGGGUAUGUAUUCUUUAAUUAUGGCAUUCUACGUAAUAUUGUAUGGCGAUAAGUCCAUCGAACCAUGGGGUUUGAUCCAGAAAUUACGGGCCAAAUCUGUCAGAAAUGAAUUGGAGGAUAAGAAGGGUAAGCAUAUUGAUAUGACUGAAUGGAUUAAACCCCCUCAGGGUGAGAAAACUGCCACAUCUAGAAGCAAUGUCGCUGACUCAGCUAGCGAGGAUAUAGAAAGUAGUCCAGGGGAAAGCACAGUCAGCGUAGCAAUUGAUGAAAAAACGAAGAUUGAAGUAGAUCCAAUGGAAGAACUCAAGAGCAAAGUUGCAAUUUUGGAAAAAAGACAACAAGCAUUGGAAAACUUUUUGCAGAAUUAUGUUGUUAGUAUGAGCUUUUAUACUGAGAAAGAUAAUAGAACAAAAUGUUUUUAA
Molecule: messenger RNA, 1065 nt
Organism: Paraglomus occultum
Lineage: Eukaryota; Fungi; Glomeromycota; Glomeromycetes; Paraglomerales; Paraglomeraceae
Source: the annotation of a GenBank genome assembly